AGCGACAGCCACUUAUGACGUACGAGUGCUACCGAUCGGGAGAAACGAUCGAACCAGCGAGCGCGGUGAAUUUUGCCAUCUUAUGGGACGGUACCAAGCCCAGGGACAAGCAGGUGCUCUCCACCACGUGGUACGAAACUCGUGGGAAGCUGGACAGCUACGUGACUGGAAGCUUCACGACAGUGUACAAUAACACCAUUGGAGCUGGAUCGCUCACGAGCAGUGAACUCAGAGAAAUCGUGGAGAUUGUACUGCCUCCAUACAACGAGGCCGCUUACUAUAUGAAGCUCACAAUCACGAGUCAAAACAACCGCGUGGUGUACAAGAUCUACGACACCUCCGGAACCUGCUUUAACGCGGCGACGUUGCUCUUCAAGACGUGCUACGACGUUCGAGACAAGUGUUGCAAAUGCCGCAAGUCCUCAUACGGGCGGGAGAUAUCGCUGAGCAAACCUCGUCGUGAGCUAGGCUGCUCAAAACUAAAGUUCACGCGAUAUCCGCAAGCCGAGCCCACUCCAAUGUGCGCCGAGUAUCACUCCUGCACCAAGUACCCGAUGGAUGAACUUGAGCCAAUUGAUCUCAGUUUUUACACGGCAUAAAACUGCUUUCAUCGUUCAGUUCUAGUACUCACAAAUAGAGUUGCGUAAACAUUUACAUUA
This is a messenger RNA of Rhipicephalus sanguineus (brown dog tick), 659 nucleotides long. RefSeq lists its product as uncharacterized. The transcript has 4 exons. Bases 15 to 599 code for a protein of 194 amino acids. Lineage: Eukaryota; Metazoa; Arthropoda; Arachnida; Ixodida; Ixodidae. The record is from RefSeq and is a predicted model, not a curated record.